Nasonia vitripennis (jewel wasp) is the source of this 2828-nucleotide messenger RNA. RefSeq lists its product as uncharacterized. Bases 1239 to 2612 code for a protein of 457 amino acids. The record is from RefSeq and is a predicted model, not a curated record. NCBI's taxonomy places the organism in Eukaryota, Metazoa, Arthropoda, Insecta, Hymenoptera, Pteromalidae. The transcript is spliced from 7 exons.
CCAUACAGCAUUUCGUGCUUGUGAGAGGUGUAGAGUCCUUGGCAAGAAAGUUGACGGAGUAACUGUAUUUCUGGAAGUCGAUGAGCCUAGAAAAACAGACGAAGAUUUUCUCAAUUUUAUUGACUCAGAAUGUCAUACUGCAGUAUCAUUGCUGAGUAUAUUGAAUCCUCCAGUCAAGAUGGUAUCACACUUUGUUCUUGAUCCAAUGCAUCUUUUAUAUCUUGGAUGUACAAAGAGAAUUUUAGAAUUUAUGCUGUCCCCUUCGAAAAACAAGAUUCGAGUGAGUGCAACUCAGAAACUUGAAUUGGAGCGUAGAAGUGUUCAAAUUUAUCCAGAUAUUCCAGAUGAGUUCCCAAGAAAAUUGAGGUCGACGAAGGAUUGGGCCAAGUAUAAGGCAGUAGAGUACAAAUUUUUUAUUCUCUAUGCGUCACCAGUUAUUUUAAAAAAUUUAGUAUCAGAUGAUUUGUAUGAUCAUUUAAUGUCAUUCAAUGUAGCAUGCAGGUUAAUGUCAAGUGAGAAUGCACUCCUUCAUGUUGACGAAGCUAGACAGUAUUUGAAAAGUUUUGUUGAAAAAGCUCCUGAUUUAUUCGGACCAACAUUCAUGUCACUUAACAUUCAUAACUUGAUACACAUCUGUGACGACGUGGAAAAUUUAAGCUGCAAUUUUAAUGAACUUAGUGCAUUUGCUUUUGAAUCUUAUUUGGGAAAAAUUAGUAGUGCAUUACGAUCAGCAAACCAUAUAGUGGCUCAGUACUGUAGAAGAGUUCAAGAAAAGGACAUGUUCGCUGUUCAGACAUCAAACAAUAAUCCAAGUGUUUUAAUUCUACAAGAAGAUAAAACUAAAGUUAUUAAAGUUAAAUAUUGUGAAAUGAUUCUAUCACAUAGCAAUCCGAACAAAACAGUUCUUUUACAAGACAGAAGUGUAGUUGAGAUUGAAAAGAUUUAUAAGCACGCUGAUGACAGCAUUCGAGUUCAAGUGAGAAGAUAUUUGAGAAAAGAAAAUAUUUUUGAUCAACCGUGUAAUUCAAGCAGUUUAAAUAUGUGGCAAGUCAGUCGCCUUUCCCCAAAAGUCAUAGAUAUACCAUUGAAGUCGAUUGUUCAGAAAUUUGUUAAGCUGACAAUGAAUUAUUCAGACUCACCAGAAGAAACAAGAAUAUUCGUAAUUCCAUUAAUGCACUAAACAUUUUUUCAAUACUUAGUGAUUAUGGACUGAAGAGGUUAUAUAUAAGUGUGUUUGAAUGUCUGAUAACAGAUACAGUGACUCUGACAGCAGCAGUGGAGAUGAUGAAUUGAAAGAGUUUGUCCUGGUGGAGUUCAUACACCGUGGAAGAAAAAAGAAGUGUGAAUCUGCAGAUAUUGUGCCUUCAAAAUGGUUAGAAUUUGAUAACACACGCAAGCGAUGCCUUACCAAGUUUCUAGAAUCUCCAUAUGGACCUGAAGAUAUUGAGAUGCUACACACUUUAGUUAAAGAAAAAGCAGAUGCACCAGAAAAUUGGCCAGUUUAUCCAGUCGAAGUAAGGGGACGAGCAAGUACUUAUGAAAGAGCAGUGGAAAAAAUUGGAACGUUGGAAAAAGGAGGAAAUGCCUUUACAACCGAUGAUGAAAGUGCCUCAGAAAUCAAGUCCAAGAUGCAUAACGCUGUUCGCCAAAAGCAAUUAAAAGCACAAGCAAAGCUUUUAACAGAGAAGUUUUUACCAGGAAAUAAAGUGACGAAUAAUUAUUCUCAAAAAAAUGAUAAAGAGUCAACCUCGGAGUCAAGUUGUGGUAUUCAGAGACGAGUCGACUUUGCAGUACCAAGUACAUCAGGAAUACCAAGUAGAUCUACAAAUGCUCAUGAAACCCAGCAACCUAAAGAAGCUACGGUAUCUAUUAAUGGACUACACACUGAUAAUGGACUACGCCCAGCCCAAGAACCAGUUAACAAUUUGGAUGCUGUCGAACUUGAGCUCAACAACGAUGACAACAAUGAAAAUCAAGAGUUGCAUGAACCUAUUGAUAACUUGGUACGACAACUGAAUAUUCCAAUAGUUCAAUUGGGAAAUUAUGAAAGCAAGUCUGAUUUUGAGACAUUAGUGUUGACUAAACUUAAUCAGAUCACUCUCAAGCUUGAUGAUAUCAUAACCUCUUUGAAAGAUGUCCAGAAAAAACAAAAUGAUACUGAUACAUUUUUGAUGGACAAAAGUGUAGUUCAGCAUCAGGGGAAAACUAAAAUAGACUUUCUCAAGAAGUAUAAAUUGAAGCUACCGAUAGAGGAUAUGGAAACUUUCAAAAUCUUUGAUGCGUCUCUGACAGUAGGAGAUCAAUUUUUGAAAGCUGAUGUUUAUAUAGAAUUAACAUCGCUAGUAGAUGAACUUGGUUGUAUAACCAAGAGCUUCAGCGCAAUGAUGAAAAGGUUCAUUGCGAAGGAUGUAGCAGUGCAAUUUACAGCAGCUAGAAAGGCACGUGAUCCAACUAAAGAACAAGGGGCUGGAAAAUUCAAAGACACUGCACUCUUUCAAUGCAUGAGUGUUGUAAUGGUUAGUGCAUCAAAAAAAAGAAAUGUGCUGGUAUCGAAUAAAGACUUAAUCAGAGGCUUAAGUUCCAUAGUUUGCGGUGCUAAAAAAUGGGAAUAAUUAUAUAUGUAUGGUUCGAAUGUUCUACGACUUCAUUGUAAUAUUAUGUUAUUAUAUUGUACUUAUAAUUAAUGAAUAUUUUGUAUUAAUGCGAUGCCAAAAACUAAAAGUAAAAUGCUUUUAUACGUAAUCCACAUAUUGUUUAAACAUGUAUAAAUACCAUGUAUCUAUUAAUAAUUAGAGAUUAUUAAUAAAGUUUGAAAAUAAUUUAAUAAA